Molecule: messenger RNA, 3925 nt
Organism: Siniperca chuatsi (mandarin fish)
Lineage: Eukaryota; Metazoa; Chordata; Actinopteri; Centrarchiformes; Sinipercidae
Gene: ak2
Product: adenylate kinase 2
Exons: 6
Coding region: 92-841 (249 amino acids)
Biological process (GO): ADP biosynthetic process
Cellular component (GO): cytoplasm; mitochondrion
Molecular function (GO): ATP binding; AMP kinase activity
Source: RefSeq, a predicted model, not a curated record
GGAGACGUUUCUUUUCUUGGCCAACUUGGCUGAAGUGUCACCAGGACGACUCGGGAAAAAGUUUCUGCCGUGGUGGUCUCCCGGUCCAGACAUGGCCCCCAUCACGCAACUGAAGGAGACAAUAGCCGAUGUGCAUGAGGGGAUCCGUGCCAUCCUGCUCGGACCGCCCGGAGCCGGGAAGGGGACUCAGGCCCCUCGGCUAGCAGAGCAGUACUGUGUUUGCCACCUGGCCACCGGAGACAUGUUGAGGGCCAUGGUGGCUUCAGGCUCAGAGCUCGGCAAGAGGCUCAAGGAGACCAUGGAUGCCGGCAAACUGGUCAGUGAUGAGAUGGUCGUGGAGCUCAUAGAGAAGAACCUGGACACGUCGGCCUGCAGGAACGGUUUCCUGUUGGACGGGUUCCCUCGCACAGUCAAACAAGCAGAGAUGCUGGACGACUUGUUGGACAAGAGACAAGAGAAGCUGGACUCUGUGAUCGAGUUCGCUGUUGACGACUCUCUGUUGGUCCGCAGGAUCUGUGGCAGACUAAUUCAUCAGCCAAGUGGCCGCUCCUACCACGAGGAGUUCAACCCCCCCAAAGAGCCCAUGAAGGAUGACGUGACAGGCGAGCCGCUCAUUCGCCGCAGCGACGACAACGAGACGACGUUGCGCUCCCGCCUGGACGCCUACCACCGGCAGACCAUCCCUCUGGUGAAGUACUACAGUGCAAGGGGCCUGCACACGGCCAUCGACGCUGCCCAGAACCCAAACGUCGUCUUCGCCUCCAUCGUAGCCGCCUUCUCCGCUGCCACGGAAACUCCCGCCCGUGCCACUGCCUGUAAAGACCAAGUGUUCUUCAUUUAAAAACCUUUUUCAUCCUUCCCGUUUCCCCUCCAAUGGGUUCUUUUUUCCCUCAAGGGUGAAGAUUAUACAAGAGUUGAUCGAGUGUCACAGUGGCAACAAAAUGUAACCUUGCGAGGUGUAAACAUGGAAGAUGGAGACUCAAUGUGGCGUCAGCAAAUCAAGAAAUUCACAAUGUUCCACCAGUGUCAUCCAUGUUGUAGAAAUAGAAAGGAUUUAAAGUUGUAUUUUUGUUACUCUUCAUCACAAAAUCAAGUCUGAAAGAGAACUAGCCAGUGUAGAACUGAUCAAUAACCACAAAACAAACUGGCUCUUAGCACUAUGCUGCUGCUUCUGCCUUUCACUAUAUAGAGAUGAAAUUUAAGGUUUUGACAUUUAGCAGAGCAGAAUGCCAUACACGAUUAUUGAGAUGCUUUUCAUCAGAAGGUGUUUAAAAUAUUGACAUUUGUCGCAUAUUGUUUGCUUCUGCUGGUCAGGUUUGCUCUUGUUUAAUCGAUGACUUUGCCCUUUUCUCUUCCUCACUCUCUGAUUCUUGUGCACGUACAGUCGAUCUCCUGUUUUUCCUAUCAGCUUACAUUUCCUCCUCCUUUGUUUCUUUAAAGAUAGAAAUGCAUUAGAAGCAUCAGACAUGCAUUGUCCACCCAGCCAGUGUUUUUCAGUGGCAUUUAACAUUCUCAUAUUAGUUUUAUGUAGCACAGAGAGAGAACCAAAGCUGUUGGUUUUCAUUAAAUGUCAUAAAUCUGCAAUGACCGUUUUAACAGUUUUGAGCGAAAGAAACAUGAUGCAUGAUGUUAUUGCUGAAAAAGAAGAGUUGGGUGAGAGAUGUGAGGCAAAGAUACUGCGUGAGGUGAAAGGGACAGGUGCAUGCACAUGUUCUGAAAACGACAGGUUAGGCUGUGACAUACAGCUCAUGGAGGCAAUGAAGGUACUUUAAAACCCUUAGGGCCUGAUUGCUGUGACUUGUGUCAGAAAUUGCACUUGUUUUCAGUGUUUCAGUUAAAUCUGAACACACAGACAUGAUACACGUAUUUUUAGAUUCAGUGAGAAGCAGCAUUAUCCCUCAGUGCAAAUAAAUGUCCUUAAAUCCACUUAGAAAUCAUAGAAACAAGGUGCUCCUUAUAACUCCAGAGCUUGCCUGAGAAUCAUCGUGUUUUUAAGUUUUCUUCAGUAUCAAAGUGAUCCAGUGAUAGUUGUCUGUACAUCCAUGGGUGCAUUGCAAACAGAAACUGCUAAUAGUUAAUUCUGCAUACUUUUAAUAAUGUCUCGAUUUUUGUCUGAGGACCCACAGCGUCAGAGAGUGAAAACCCCUGGUCUCUAUAAAGCAGACUAGAAGAGACCAAUUUUGUGUCACUCUUAAGAAAAUCGGUUUCAGCAGCAGGUUUCAAUGUUGAUGCUUUACUCUCAGACCUCCAGCUCACCACCAAAGUGACGAAACAGGAGGUUCAAAUGAUGCGUCAGUUAUUGCGUCCAGUGGAGACUUCACCCCUAUCUCUCACCCGGGACAUACUUCCCUUUCUUCAUCCAUCAGAAUAACCUGCUAUCUCCUCUUCUUCCUUAUACUGCUCCUCCUUGGCUCAAAUACUGCGCUCUCUCACUCUCGGACUCCACGAAUGACCUUUUGGACAUUUGAGAGACUGUACUGGUUGCAAAUUAACUCAGCAUUUGAUUGAUAUGGCUAACUGCUAAAUCAGUAUGCACUUCACUGUGAAACAGACUGUACAGUAUUUUAGUAGCUGAAUCCUUCCUUUAGACCUAAAUGUUGUCUGACUGACAAUUACAUUUCUCAGAUAAAUCAGUGAGACCAGACUGCUUUAGAAAGAGUGCAUCCUGGUCAUUUUAGUCUUGUCAUACGAAUUUGUAAAAUGGCUUGUUACAAAAAAGUUAUUACAGGAAUUUAACUUUGUAUUGGAAUGUCGAGCACUUUAUGAAGUCCCUCGUACCUAAUGUGAAGUUUGUCUUAUAUUUUAAAAUUGGGAAAUGUGUUCGUUUUCACAUCAGUGUCCAGAGUCCAGUUGGAUAAAAACACUUUCAGACUGAUGUCAAUUAAAUAAUUUUAUCAGUGACAUUGAAAGUUAAAGAUGAGUCGGCGUCUUGUGUGCUGACUUGCUGGUCUCUCAGCAGGAGCACUGACAUCACAGUUUGUGUGAAGUGAACUGGAUCAAAGAGACAAGCUGAAGGACGUUGGUCACUCAAACCUUCAGAAAAAUUCCCUCUCGUAAAUGUUUUGAAUCCCAAAGAUGUCCUUCUUAUGACCUUCUUUUUGUUCCAUAGGCUUGUACUUAAUGUACUUGCUUAAUAUGUUUUGUUCCAUAGAUGUAUUCUUGAAUGAUACGUGAUAAAUAACAUUUUAGCUUUCUUUAAUUAUCAACAGAAGUAAAGAUUUCUUUCCUCCUGUCAUAGCUGAUAUAUUGGAAAUAACAAACUCGGCCUCUGAACACUCCUGUGACAUCGGGCUCCUUGAAUCCUCUGUUCCUCCUUGACCUAUUAGUUUCCUCCCUGUUCUGUAGUCACCUGGUGUUUGUGUUCAGUGGAAACAUCUUGCAUGCAGACUGUGUCACCCGCACUUUCCCUUGAAUACUGAUGUGUUUCUAUUCUCUCGGGGUUGUUGUGAUGGAAAAACAAUAGCAGAUGUUCAGCAUUCGCAGCAGGCAGAUUUCAGUCUUUUAUUCAGCUCAACCAGACAAUUUCAUGCUAAAUUUCCCUUAAUAUUCUAUAUAAUGAUGCCGUGGUUCUGUUUUUUUUAUUCAAAACUUUUUAAAAGCUUUGAAUGUGUAUAUUUAGAAUUGAAACCUGACAGAAAACCUUGCUGUCUGUUUUGUUCACCCCUAAAUGAAUGUGACUUUUGAAUGUGCACUUUAAAGUGAACGCUGGCACCCUAAUUGCAGUCGGAGAUGGACAGGACUAAUUUAUUGUCCAUUGCUCUUGAAAGUUCCAGCAUUUAAAUGUCCAAGAAAGUAUUAUUACCAUGGCUUGUUGCCUUUUCUCUGUAAUUCACCCAAAACUUUUCUUCCCCUCUCUCUCCCUUGUCUUCCAGCUGGUUGAAUCCUGAGCUGCUCCAUUCCCAACGAGGCGAAGGAUUGGAGUUGG